Austrofundulus limnaeus is the source of this 599-nucleotide messenger RNA. RefSeq names its product growth arrest-specific protein 7. NCBI's taxonomy places the organism in Eukaryota, Metazoa, Chordata, Actinopteri, Cyprinodontiformes, Rivulidae. The record is from RefSeq and is a predicted model, not a curated record. Gene Ontology annotation, cellular component: clathrin-coated pit; plasma membrane; clathrin-coated vesicle. Gene Ontology annotation, biological process: neuron projection morphogenesis; clathrin-dependent endocytosis; clathrin coat assembly.
CUCACCCAACACGACUCAUCUCCACCGGCUCUGCAGCGUGUGAGACUGACGGCAGCCUCGCUGCGAGGAGGCACACAGAGGAUCAGAAGCAGCAGGAGGAGGCGCGAGGGACGAUGAUGGAGGCCAGCUUCGACACCGAGGAGAGCUUUGACGACCCCUCCUGUCUCGCCCCGCAGCCCCCCGGCUCCGUGUCGCCGGCCAAGAGGCAGAUCAAGGAGGUCAAGGAGACCAAGACCACCAUAAACUGCGUGACGUUCCCUCUGCCAGGUGAAGGACCGGAGCAGCAGCUGCUGAAGCCCAACGACUGGAGCUACUGCGAUUAUUUCUGGGCCGACAAGAAGGACCCCCAGGGGACCACUCAUGUGGCGGGCUUCGAGGUUCUUCUGCAGAAGCAGCUGAAGGGGAAACAGCUGCAGAAAGAGAUGGCCGAGUUCAUUCACGAGAGGAUAAAGAUUGAGGAGGAAUAUGCCAAGAACCUGUCCAAGCUGUCUCUGAGCCCCCUGGCAGCGCAGGAGGAGGGGACUCUUGGAGAAGCCUGGACUCAGCUGAAGAAGAGCCUCCAUGAUGAAGCUGAAGUUCACCUCAAGUUCUCCAACAAA